CUGCCGUUUCUACAAGGAGCUGGAUGCCAUACUUGGGUGUGACCCCACUGCCAAUCCUAGGAGCACGAUGGAGAGUUCAGAGCAGGGAGAAGUGGGGGAGGGUGUAGAGGAAGCCGACAGUGAGGCUACUGGCGUGGAGGGAGACACCCCGGAGUCCCAGAAGGCAUGCAGCCAGGAGCUCUUCUCAAGCCAGGAGGAGGCUAGCCAGUCGCAGCAGCGGGAAGUUGCUGGUGAAGAAGAAGCAGAGGAGCGUGCUCGGGUGACCUUGACUAAUGCAGCCGGAUCACCGGCCUCACGUCGCUUGCAGAACUUGAGAAAAAAUCCGCGAAAAUCAAAAGAAGAAUUGAUCAAAGCAGUUAUGAUUCACUACAACAGAGAAAGUAGGAAGACGCAGGAAUGGAGAGAGAAAAUGUAUGAGUGGAGGCAAACAGAAAGCAGGAGAAAGGAAUUGGCUACCAAAAAAACCUCAAAGCAGAUGAUAAGCCUCCUGGCUCGCCAAACUGAGUCUUUCGAGUCUCUCGUUACCAUGCAGGCAGAUCUGUAUCGUGGUAACCCACACCCCUCCCAAAGCUCUCUUUCUUGUUCCCCAGUAUUUGCACAAAACACCUUUCUCCAGCAGCCAGUUUCUUAUUACCCCCAGCUGCCCCCAACACCUGUACGAUCACCUAACAGCCCUGAUAACUACAAUUCUUACCCUGUGCACUCCACCCCCAUUACCCUGCAGCAUAGUAAUCCUGAUGUGCAGCAGACAUUGAACAGUAAUCCAAACAGGACAUAUUCAAACCUCUGAAUGUACAGUCCACCACCCUAACCCCCCUGGCCUUUUAUGUACUGUACUUUGAAUAAAGGAUUUUAUGGCUUUUACAAUACAUUUUAUUAUUGCAGGAAGUGGUAAAUAUUGUACCCCAAGGUAGAAAGGAGCACAGCAAAGGCACCAAACAUUACUGUUGGCUCUCAGCAUCAAAUUGCUCCCUUAAGGCAUCCCUAAUCCUUGAAGCCCUUUCCUGGGCCUCUCUAGUAGCCCUGCUCUCUGGCUGU
This is a messenger RNA of Gopherus flavomarginatus (Mexican gopher tortoise), 1038 nucleotides long. RefSeq lists its product as uncharacterized. NCBI's taxonomy places the organism in Eukaryota, Metazoa, Chordata, Testudines, Testudinidae. The record is from RefSeq and is a predicted model, not a curated record. The transcript is spliced from 2 exons. Bases 68 to 790 code for a protein of 240 amino acids.